GCAGGAACAGAGCCCCACCUUCACCACCUGCUCCGCCCACCGAAAAGCGAGACCGAGAAGACGCGAGAGAGAGAGAGAGAGCUCCGGAGAUGUCGGCGGACGAGCUGCGGCUGGACCUGGAGGAGCUGCGGCGGCUGGAGGGCCUCGCCAAAUGCCCCCGCGUCCAGUCCCUCCUCUCCGCCGAGAUCCGCAGCGUCGACACGAAGUUGGCGAAGGCAGCUGCACCGGCUCCGGCACCGGCGCCACAUGCUGCGGCAUCCGCGCCCGCGGCGGCUGCCUCUGCUGGUUUGAGCUACGUCACGUUGGGGUCGUUCAGCUGGGAUCAGGACAACGAGAAGAUCAGGAUUUAUGUGUUCCUUGAGGGUGUCGAGCAAGAGAAAGUGGAGACUACCUUUAAGCCAAUGUCGGUGGAUAUAAAAUUCCAUGAUGUUCAAGGCAAGAACUACCGGUGUGCCAUACCAAAGUUGAAUAAGGAAAUAGUUCCUGAGAAAUGUAAGGUUGUGGUGAAGCCUACAAAGGUUGUUAUUACCCUUUGCAAGGCUUCUAAAGGCAACUGGUUGGACCUGCACUUCAAGGAAGACAAGUUCAAGCCAAGCAUGGACAAGGAAAAGGAUCCAAUGUCAGGAAUUAUGGAUUUAAUGAAGAACAUGUACGAGGAAGGCGAUGAGGACAUGAAGCGCACAAUAGCCAAAGCGUGGUCUGAUGCCAGAUCUGGAAAGACGGCUGAUCCUAUGAAGGGUUUACCUUGAGCUGGUAGCCAUGGUUGAUGGAUUUUUGUCUCUGAGCUAGCCCCUACGGUGUUUUUUUAUGGUUGAGAGCGUUUAUCUCGAGGCUGUGUUCGGCCCAAACACUCUUAUAUGUGCUACUUUUCGGUUGUCUUGUUACUGAAAGUUGGACAUGGCAGAUGUAUUUAAAUAUCUUCUUUUGGACGGAGUACUGAAGUCCUCAGAAAUUUCAUGUUUCUGCAUAA
Phragmites australis (common reed) is the source of this 970-nucleotide messenger RNA. RefSeq lists its product as uncharacterized. The coding region runs from base 90 to 749 and encodes 219 amino acids. The transcript is spliced from 5 exons. Gene Ontology annotation, molecular function: tubulin binding; S100 protein binding; ubiquitin protein ligase binding. Lineage: Eukaryota; Viridiplantae; Streptophyta; Magnoliopsida; Poales; Poaceae. The record is from RefSeq and is a predicted model, not a curated record.